Drosophila albomicans is the source of this 868-nucleotide messenger RNA. Its product is annotated as trypsin alpha-like. The coding region runs from base 21 to 827 and encodes 268 amino acids. The transcript is spliced from 2 exons. The record is from RefSeq and is a predicted model, not a curated record. Gene Ontology annotation, biological process: proteolysis. Lineage: Eukaryota; Metazoa; Arthropoda; Insecta; Diptera; Drosophilidae. Gene Ontology annotation, molecular function: serine-type endopeptidase activity.
UAUUCACAAGACAAUUGGAAAUGUUCUCUACAUUAUUAGCCCUGCUCUCAGUGGCAACUUUCAGUUGCGCAUUGCACUUGCCGGUUGACCCAGAACUUCUAUUGAAAAAAGGACCAAUCAACAAUCGCAUCGUUGGAGGAGAGGACACACCGAUAGAGACAAUCCCUUGGCAAGUGUUGCUGCUAAAACUAGGACGGCCUUACUGUGGUGGCGUCGUCUACAGCAAAAACAUCAUAAUAACAGCCGCCCACUGUGUUUGCGAUAACUAUGCCAAUAUUCUUGAUCCCAAGAUUUUUGAUGUGCGCGUUGGCAGUAGUACGUCUAAUAAUGGUGGAUCGGUUAUUAAAGUUGCCAAGACAAUCGUGCAUGAUCGUUUUACACUUUAUCCAAUAAUUGAAUAUGACAUCGCACUAAUUUUGCUAAGUUCGCCCCUUGAAAUGGGUCCAACUGUCAAGGCCAUUCCACUAGCAGAUUCAAUUCCUAAUGACGGAGCUUCAGCUAUAGUCUCUGGAUGGGGAUAUACGGAAACUGGAGAGUCUCCGCUCCAUCUGAAAAGUGUAUAUGUGAACAUUGUAAAUCGCGAGGAGUGCGCCAGGGCUUAUAAUAUAGAAAGUUCGAAAGCAACAAUCUGUGCUGCUUCCCCUUGGAAAGGCUUUUGUAAUGCAGAUUCUGGUGGACCAUUGACUUACAAUGGUAAACUUGUGGGCAUUGUUUCUUUUGGGCCUACUAAGCCUUGCGGUCAUCCCAAUGUUCCUGGUGUCUAUGCAGAUGUCGUGGAGCUUCGAAAAUGGAUCGAAGAGGAGGCCAAAAAACUAAGCUCAACGUGAGACAUUUAUGAAUUAAAUUGCAAAAAUAAACGUAAAAAUGA